ACGACGACGUUGUUGUUGGCUUCAGAGAGACGCAGAGCCGAAGAAGAGAGGCCGUGCAACAGCUCGGUAUCUUUGAUUUUCUUCUUCCCAGCCAGCGUCGGAAGGGACACGAGGUACUCCGCGUUCUUCACCCCGCACAGCGGCAGCGUUCGCUCUGGAUAGGAAGAAGAGGAGAAGAAGGAAGAGAGGGAGAGAAGAGACCUGACCUGACCCGAGCGGAGGACGGAGAGGACUGUUAGUGUAAGAGUUAACAGAUUGCAAGAGUGGUACAUUAGGCUGGUAUUUGAUUGCGUGAAAGUCGUAGGAAGCGUCGAUCCUGCUUAGCGAUUUCAAAUACCUUGUCAGCGGUUUGCGCAAGAGUGCAUUUGGGGCGUGCAGUGCGCGGCCGUGUCGCUGAUAAUCUUGGGUUUGGGUGGGGGUGGCGGGGUUUGCGCGUUACAGGUAUUGAGGACUCGAGGAAGGAGGGAGAGUCAGGGAGAGUGAGUGAGGGAGGGAGGAGGAGGAGAGCGGAGAGCUUGGCGGUUGGCUUGCUUGGAGGGAGAGCGAGUCGAUUUUCGAGAGAGGCGGGCGCGAGCUCGAAGGUGGUUAGAUUAUAGCAGUUGCUUAGGGUUCACAGGAAGGAAACAGGGAGGUAGUGUGGUGGUGGUGGUUCUUGCGUGGCUGUCGAGAUUCGAUUUGAGUGCUGAGCUUUCUUGUCAAGAACUACCUGCGCCUCCGGCUUCCUUUUUCGUUGAGAAUCCAGGUUUCCACUGUCGCUUUCAAUGGGAGAGGCCAAGGAAGGAGACACCUACCAAGAGGAGCUUCUGGAUUACGAUGAGGAAGACCUAGAGACAGCCCCUGAGGCAGUCGCAGCGAAAGGAACCGGAGAGACCGUUAAAAAGGGAUACGUGGGAAUUCAUAGUUCGGGAUUUAGAGAUUUCCUUCUGAAACCUGAACUUCUCCGUGCCAUUGUGGAUUGUGGAUUUGAACAUCCAUCUGAAGUUCAACACGAAUGUAUACCACAGGCCAUCCUUGGUAUGGACGUCAUUUGCCAAGCGAAGUCAGGAAUGGGAAAGACCGCGGUGUUUGUAUUAUCCACCCUUCAGCAGAUCGAGCCAGUACCAGGCCAAGUUGCUGCUUUAGUAUUAUGUCACACUCGUGAAUUAGCGUACCAGAUUUGCCACGAGUUCGAGAGGUUCAGUACCUACCUCCCAGACAUCAAGGUGGCUGUCUUUUAUGGCGGUGUCAACAUCAAGACCCACAAGGAUCUUCUAAAGAAUGAGUGUCCACACAUUGUUGUGGGAACACCCGGGCGCAUCUUAGCCUUAACCAGGGACAAGGAUCUGAGUCUCAAAAGCGUGAGACACUUCAUCCUGGACGAGUGUGACAAGAUGCUGGAGUCUUUGGACAUGCGGAAGGAUGUACAGGAAAUUUUCAAGCUGACACCCCAUGACAAGCAAGUCAUGAUGUUUUCGGCUACUCUCAGCAAAGAGAUCCGUCCAGUCUGCAAGAGAUUUAUGCAAGAUCCUAUGGAGAUUUAUGUCGACGACGAGGCGAAGUUGACACUGCACGGUCUAGUGCAGCACUACAUCAAGCUAAGCGAAGUGGAGAAGAACAGGAAGCUGAACGACUUGCUGGACGCCCUCGACUUCAACCAGGUGGUCAUUUUCGUGAAGAGUGUUAGCCGAGCUGCAGAGCUGAACAAGUUGUUGGUGGAGUGCAACUUUCCAUCCAUCUGCAUUCACUCGGGAAUGUCACAAGAAGAAAGGUUGACAAGGUACAAGGGUUUCAAAGAAGGACACAAGCGUAUUCUUGUAGCCACAGAUUUAGUCGGAAGGGGAAUCGAUAUCGAGCGGGUCAAUAUUGUCAUUAACUACGAUAUGCCAGACUCUGCCGACACCUACUUGCAUAGAGUUGGAAGAGCGGGGAGAUUUGGUACGAAAGGUCUUGCCAUCACCUUCGUUGCAUCCGCCUCGGACUCUGACGUACUCAACCAGGUCCAAGAGCGAUUCGAGGUGGACAUUAAGGAACUGCCCGAACAGAUUGAUACCUCGACCUACAUGCCUUCAUAGGAUACACGAGAAAGGAAGCACAGGUUAAUUAAGGAGUGACUGCAGAUUACAAUGUAAAAUGGCAAGAGUUGUAGCAUGGAAGAGAUAUGAAUUAGUUGGAGUGCAAGCUUUUGGUGAGGUUACGAAGUUUUGUCCUCACAUUAGCAUUUUCCAAGUGCAUCGGUAGAACCGGUCUUACUCAUUGAGUUCCAGUAGCGCUCUUGAUCCUUCUUAGCAAGGGCUGCGGAUGAUUUUCAAGGAGACAUUGGAUUAGGGGGUAUUUGCAGCCCAGAUGCUGCAAGGGAUCAAUCUAAGUGUGCAGAGUGCACGUAGAUCCAGAAUAGAGUGGUACAACGGUAUACAGAAAGUUCGAAUUUUCGUAAUUGUCUUUUUAACAUCACCAAAAUUUCUUUACUAUG
Marchantia polymorpha subsp. ruderalis is the source of this 2449-nucleotide messenger RNA. NCBI's taxonomy places the organism in Eukaryota, Viridiplantae, Streptophyta, Marchantiopsida, Marchantiales, Marchantiaceae. The record is from the annotation of a GenBank genome assembly.